This is a messenger RNA of Epinephelus moara (kelp grouper), 5530 nucleotides long. Its product is annotated as ATP-binding cassette sub-family C member 4-like. Gene Ontology annotation, cellular component: plasma membrane. The coding region runs from base 154 to 4110 and encodes 1318 amino acids. Gene Ontology annotation, biological process: monoatomic ion transport; transmembrane transport. The record is from RefSeq and is a predicted model, not a curated record. The transcript is spliced from 31 exons. NCBI's taxonomy places the organism in Eukaryota, Metazoa, Chordata, Actinopteri, Perciformes, Serranidae. Gene Ontology annotation, molecular function: chloride channel activity; ABC-type transporter activity; ATP hydrolysis activity.
UCGUGUGGCCAGAGGAGCAAACGUAACCUACCUUGGGGGCGCCGAGGGCUAUGUAAUAUGAGUGAAAGCCCAAGUUACGCCACAUAUCCGGGAGCAGCAGUAUUCAAGAGGGGUGAAAGUAGAGGGGAAAGUCCUCUGUGAGUGUGGGCCACCAUGGAUAAACCCACUAAAGACACCAAGACUAACCCGGCAGCGACGGCGAGCCUUUUGUCCAAGAUAUUUUUCUGGUGGCUCAAUCCACUGUUUCGCACUGGAUACAAACGCAGGCUGGAGGAAGAUGACAUGUACGAAGUGCUCACGGAGGACAGGUCGGAGAAUCUGGGACAUGAUCUGCAGAGAUACUGGGAUCAUGAGGUCCAGAAGGCUACCAAAGAGCUCCGGAAACCUGGACUCACCAAAUCCAUCAUUCGCUGCUACUGGAAACCAUAUGCAGUGCUGGGAAUCUUUACCCUCAUUGAAGAGAUCAUUAAAGUGAUCCAGCCAGUCUUCUUGGGGAAGAUGAUUCAGUACUUUGAGAAUUAUGACCCAGAAAACAUGACAGCCCUGUACGAGACUCUGGGCUAUGCAGCUGGCCUCUCGAUCUGCACCAUUGGCCUGGCCUUGCUCCAUCACCUCUACUUCUACCACGUCCAGAGGGCAGGCAUGAAGAUCAGAGUGGCUAUGUGUCACAUGAUCUACAACAAGGCUCUACGUCUCAGCAGUUCAGCCAUGGGAAAGACCACCACAGGCCAGAUUGUCAACCUUCUUUCCAACGACGUCAUGAAGUUUGAUGAAGUGACGAUCUUCCUGCACUUCCUGUGGGUGGGGCCCCUCCAGGCAGCGGUGGUUGUGGGACUGCUGUGGUCAGAGAUCGGUCCAUCGUGCUUGGCGGGCAUGGUGGUCCUCAUGUUCCUGAUGCCCACGCAAACCAUGUUUGGAAGGCUCUUUUCUAAGUUCAGGAGUAAGACGGCUGUUCUCACUGACAGCAGAAUCCGCACAAUGAAUGAGGUGGUGUCUGGGAUUAGGAUCAUCAAGAUGUACGCCUGGGAGAAACCUUUCGCUGCUCUGGUCUCUGAGGUCAGAAGGAAAGAGAUCUCCAAGAUCAUGAAGAGCUCCUACCUGCGAGGCCUUAACAUGGCUUCCUUCUUCUGCGCCAGCAAGAUCAUCCUCUUCGUCACCUUCACCCUCUAUGUCCUUCUGGGAAACACCAUCACAGCCAGCCGCGUGUUUGUGACGGUGUCACUAUACACCGCUGUGCGACUCACCGUCACUCUGUUCUUCCCAAGUGCCAUUGAGAAGCUGUUUGAGUCCCGGGUCAGCAUCCGUAGGAUUCAGGAGUUCUUACUGUUGGAAGAGAUCACAAAGAGCCCAGCUGCAGUGCUACAGGAUGAGAAGAAGGACGCUUCUGUGGAGCUCCAGGACCUGGUCUGCUACUGGGACAAGAAUCUGGAUGCUCCAACUCUGCAGAAUCUCUCCCUCACUCUGAACUCAAAUAAGCUGUUGGCUGUAAUUGGACCAGUGGGAGCUGGAAAGUCAUCACUGCUGAGCACCAUCCUGGGAGAGCUGCCGAAUGAAAAGGGGGUGCUGAAGGUCAACGGUCAGCUGACCUACGCCGCCCAGCAGCCCUGGGUGUUCCCUGGUACCAUCCGCAGUAACAUCCUGUUUGGGAAAGAAUUUAGCCCGCAGAAGUAUGAGAGAGUCCUCCGAGCAUGCGCUCUGAAGAGGGACAUGGAGCUGCUGCCUGACGGAGACCUGACACUGAUCGGGGACAGAGGCGCCACACUCAGUGGGGGACAGAAAGCUCGUGUCAACCUGGCGAGGGCCGUGUAUCAGGAUGCAGACAUCUACCUCCUGGAUGAUCCUCUGAGUGCUGUGGACGCUGAAGUUGGAAGACACCUCUUUGAGCAGUGUAUUUGUGGCAUGCUGAAGAACAAGCCUCGUAUCCUGGUUACCCACCAGCUGCAGUACCUGAAGACAGCUGAUGAGAUUAUUGUCCUCAAGGAGGGUCACAUGGUGGCAAAGGGGACGUAUGCAGAGCUGCAGCGGUCUGGACUGGAUUUUACCUCCCUGCUGAAGGAGGAGGAGGAGCAACCGCAGCCUCCUCAAGACAUCAUCACCAGGUGCAGAACUCUGUCCCAGAACUCCGUCCUCUCACAGACCUCCUCUGUGCACUCGGUCAAAGAUGGAGAUCAUUUACCGGCAGAGCCAGUGCAGACAGUAGCAGAGGAGAGUCGUGCUCAGGGAACCAUUAAAGUGAGUCUGUACGUCAAAUACCUGAAAGCUGGAGCCAACGUGGUGGUUCUGCUGGCGGUCAUACUCAUGAACAUUCUGGCUCAGGUAGCAUAUAUCAUGCAGGACUGGUGGCUGGCUCACUGGGCUGAUGAGCAAGAGAAGCUGAGCGCCAACAGCACUGUCAUCCAAAACGGAGUAAAUGCCACGGCAGAGCUGGACAGAGAUUUCUACCUGGGGGUUUAUGGAGGUUUGACUGCAGCCACCAUCAUUUUUGGCUUCAUCAGGAAUAUUUCCCUGUUCCACGUGCUGGUGAGGUGUACACAGACUCUGCACAACCGCAUGUUCAACUCCAUACUCCGAACACAUGUGCGCUUUUUUGACAUCAACCCUAUUGGAAGAGUCCUGAACAGGUUUUCAAAGGAUAUUGGCCAACUGGAUUCUAGCAUGCCGUGGACUUUUGUGGACUUCAUUCAGGUGUUCCUGCAGAUUCUCGGGGUGAUCGCUGUGGCAGUGUCUAUAAUCCCCUGGAUCCUAAUUCCCGUGGUCCCCCUCCUCCUCGUCUUUCUCUACCUACGUCGCUAUUUCCUGCAGACCUCCAGAGACAUCAAACGCCUCGAGUCCACCACUCGGAGUCCAGUGUUCUCCCACCUGUCAUCGUCUCUUCAGGGCCUGUGGACGAUCCGAGCCUUUGGAGCAGAGGAGAGGUUCCAGAAAGCUUUCGAUGCUCAUCAGGACCUGCACUCAGAGGCCUGGUUUCUGUUCCUGACCACUUCUCGCUGGUUUGCUGUCCGUCUUGACGGCAUCUGUUCCAUCUUUGUUACCGUCACCACCUUUGGCUGCCUGCUGCUCAGAGACCAGCUGGACGCCGGCUCUGUUGGUCUGGCUCUGAGCUACUCCGUCACACUGAUGGGAAUGUUCCAGUGGGGUGUCAGGCAGAGUGCAGAGGUGGAGAACAUGAUGACAUCAGUGGAGAGGGUGGUGGAGUACACUGAGCUGGAGAGUGAAGCACCCUGGGAAACCCAGAAGCGCCCUCCUCCCGACUGGCCCAGCAAAGGCCUGGUGACCUUUGACAGGGUCAGCUUCUCCUACAGCAGCGACGGACCACUGGUGCUGCAGAACCUGAAAGCAAUGUUCCGACCCAAAGAGAAGGUUGGUAUUGUGGGAAGAACAGGUGCUGGGAAAAGCUCUCUGGUCUCAGCUCUCUUCCGCCUGGCAGAGCCUCAGGGGAAGAUCUACAUCGACGGUGUGGUGACGUCUGAGAUCGGCCUCCACGACCUGCGCCAGAGGAUGUCCAUCAUCCCUCAGGACCCGGUGCUGUUUACAGGCGCCAUGAGGAAGAACUUGGACCCUUUCAAUCAGCACACUGAUGAAGACCUGUGGAAGGCUCUGGAGGAGGUGCAGCUGAAGUCUGUUGUGGAGGAGCUGCCUGGGAAGUUGGAGACAGUUUUAGCCGAGUCGGGCUCCAACUUCAGCGUGGGCCAGAGGCAGCUGGUGUGUCUGGCCAGAGCCAUCCUGAGGAAGAACCGCAUCCUCGUCAUCGAUGAAGCCACUGCUAAUGUGGACCCCAGGACAGAUGAACUGAUCCAGAAAACCAUACGGGAAAAGUUCAGUGAGUGCACCGUGCUGACCAUCGCUCAUCGUCUGAACACCAUCAUAGACAGCGACAGGAUACUGGUUCUAGAUGCAGGGAAAAUCGAUGCCUAUGCCGAGCCUUACACCCUGCUUCAAGAUCCAGGUGGCAUCUUUUAUAAAAUGGUGCAGCAGACUGGAAAACAGGAGGCAGCAGCUCUACUCGAGGCAGCUAAACAGGCGUAUAACAGCAGAAGCCAUCCCAACAUAUCAAACGGACAUGCAGAAACAGCAGACGGUAACUUGGUUAUCUUUGAGACAGCUCUGUGAGCUCAGGGAGGCUCUGACUCGCCGCUUUGCCAGAAGACUUCGGAAAGUGCCUGGGCUCGUACUGCACCCCUCCAGCCUGUGGUGAACGCAGGCCUGAUAGAAAGGCCUCAUCCACUCUAGCUGCUGAGGAGACGACUGAAGAUGGUGCUGCCUCAGUGUGGCCUUGACUGGAUGAGCCAAAUCCAAGCACAUCAUGCUGUUGUUUCCUCCAAGCUCAGAAAGCUUGGAAAUCACUGUUGUAAAAACUGUUAAAAUGGAUCACUAUUUAUUUUCUAUGCUUCAUAUUUAUCGUAUGUUAAAUUGCUGCUCAAUAUGCUGAUGCCUUGGAAAAUUGCUCGCAUAAUCCUUAUAAAACUGUAAGUGCCUUAUUUCAGGUUUGCAGCACUUUGUACACAUCUUAAUGUAACUCUAUCCAAAGUUGCCUUGUGUUUGUAAAGACAGAGAGCAUUAUUGCACAGGAUUAAUCAUUUCCAAAUCUAACAAAUUACACAGCAGCGUACAUUUCUACAAUCUCAGUAAAAUUUCUGUUUCGUCCAUUCAUGUCUUGGAAUUUACUGAUCUAUAAAUGUCUUGUUCCUGCCUUUGGAUCUUUUUAUUAACUGUUAAUAUUCACUCUGCUGAUUUUAGAGUUUACAGACAGGGAGGUCAGGUGGCAAUCUGAACACAGCUGCUACAAUGUGUGUUGAAUUAGUUUCUGUUCAAAUUAUUUGAUACUUUGUUUUAUUGUUUUUUUACCAUUUUAAAUGUGUCCUGACUGACAUGUUCACACAUUAUGUCAAAUGCUGCAUAAACACCUACAAAUCUCAUUUUGUCGAAAUAGACUGUGUAUGUGUAUUUACACAGAGUGUUUAAAGAAAAAGGUUUUACCUUAUUAAGUGAUAUUUUCCCUGAUGGGCUCAGCAACUGUGACAUUCAGAAGAGAACUCAGACAUUUAAAAAUGGAAUAAUGUUUAUCAGAAAGAUGUACAAAAGGAUCACAGUUUGUAUUACAAUUCAAUGAUUAGCACCAUCAUUGGUGUACCUGAAGUUUCACAGUAGGACUUUGGCUUUCCAGGACAGUAUCACACACUCACUGAUACAUUUGAUUUGUUUUCCUUCACAAGCAACUUCAAAGGCACAAUAGAAAAUCCACUUGUCCUGCAUAGGUUCAGAACUGAAAAUGAAAAUCUUUUACCAGAAAAAGGCUUUCUUUACAACAAGGUAGAUAUUGCAUCUUUCAGAAUAAAAGAGAGGUCAUGCAGUCAUCCAUAUGGUUGUGAUGGAAAGCCUCAGGUGUUCUCUGAGACUACUUACAGUCUGGAGUCUGUUAUACAGCAGUCUUUGGAAAUCUUCACUGGCCUCAGGCUGUCAAGACUUCUGUGCAUUUGAAAGUGUAAAAAAAUCAUCCCUUCAUUAAAAACAAGUCCAAUUGAAAACAUGC